UGAAAUCGAUGUGAACGACGGUCGUUUUUACAUCCUCAGUCAGGAUCGUUAAUGGAUUUCAGAACGAACUGAGUGAAUUGAGUGGCGUGCAGGGACAACUAUGGAGCGUAAUGUUGGAUCACUUCAGGAGCAGGCCUUGAAGAGAAAAGAGAGACUAAAAGCACUAAGAGAUAAACAACUUCAUGGGCGAGAGCAGGAAGAUGAUGAGCCAGAGAAGAAAAAAGCUUCACUAGAAGAGACUGCAGAGGAGAGGCACAGAGAGCUGAAGCUGAGGAAUUACACCCCAGAGGAUGAAGAGCUGAAGGAAAGGCAGGUGCCCAAAGCCAAACCAGCAUCAGUGGAAGAUAAAGUAAAAGACCAGCUAGAAGCAGCAAAUCCAGAGCCCAUCAUUGAAGAAGUUGAUCUGGCCAACCUCGCCCCGAGAAAACCAGACUGGGAUCUAAAGCGUGAUGUUGCAAAGAAACUGGAAAAGCUGGAGAGGAGAACACAGAGAGCCAUUGCUGAGCUCAUCCGGGAUCGUCUGCGAGGCAGUGAGGCAGAGUUGGCCGAAGCUGUGGGAGCAGUGGGAGCAGAGGAGGGAGAUUCCGACUGAGUCUAAAAGGUGACCGUUAAAAAAAAAACACACACACAAAAAGAAGAGGACAGCAAAAGUGUGGAACCCCACAAGGACAGCGGGACUUUACUUGGACUGUACUGUCACAUCUGUGUUGUGCUCAGAGAGAACGUUGUUUUAAUCGCUUCCCUCGGGUCCAAUUCAUCUCGUCAUUAUUACACAUGAAUACAUCGGUAGUACAUUCUGUGUAUGUGGUUUAUUAAGGUGCAUUGUUAAUGUAGUCAUUAAUAUUGUUAUAUUUUAUAUUCAAGUAAAAUAAUGUGAAUUUUUCAAA
Monopterus albus (swamp eel) is the source of this 887-nucleotide messenger RNA. It is a transcript of the gene ccdc12, whose product is annotated as coiled-coil domain containing 12. Gene Ontology annotation, cellular component: post-mRNA release spliceosomal complex; U2-type spliceosomal complex. The transcript has 7 exons. NCBI's taxonomy places the organism in Eukaryota, Metazoa, Chordata, Actinopteri, Synbranchiformes, Synbranchidae. The record is from RefSeq and is a predicted model, not a curated record. The coding region runs from base 101 to 592 and encodes 163 amino acids.